UUGGCUGUCAGGCAGGUCAAUCUGCGGUCGAAUUCACAGUUUUACAGAGGGCUCGUUUUCUUUUCGUUUUAUUUUGCAUUACUCAUCUUUACUUAGGACUUGAGCACCACUCUAUAGUCGUGACAUAAUAUAAUACUCUUUAAAUGCCCCGUUCAUACAGUCAUGGGUGAAAGUUUGCCUCCGCCGUGCAGGAGGAGGUGUGGCCACCGGGAGUCACCGCCGCCUGUGAUUGGUGGCUUUUGCAGCGCUGCGUCCGCAUGGCAACCGCGCACCGUGGACAACAUUCAGGGCAGAAAGGAGAUUCUUUUUCUCCUCCCACCACCCCCCGAAACACCGAUAAGGGAUUUUUUUUCUACAUCCGGACCCCGCCGUCCGUCACCGUCGGAACAUUCGGAGACCGGAGGCGGCGCGGAGUGGCUCUAAUGCGGCGGCGCGUUGUUGGCGCAGAGUGACAGCCGGCUGUGAGCUGCCACCACGGGUCUGUGAUCAUGACGGCGGAGGAGACGAUCAACAUCAAGGAGGCGGAGGUGAUCAAGCUGAUGCUGGAUUUCCUCAACUCCAGGAAGCUGCACAUCAGCAUGCUGGCCUUGGAGAAGGAGAGCGGUGUCAUCAAUGGACUGUACUCGGAUGACAUGCUCUUCCUCAGGUGCCUGCUAAACUGUCCAUUGGCUGCUUUCAACAGGCAGCUGAUUCUGGACGGCCAAUGGGAGGAGGUGAUGCAGUUCAUUCAACCCCUAGAAGGAAUGGACACGUUUGACAAGAAACGGUUCCGCUACAUCAUCCUGAAGCAGAAGUUUCUGGAAGCUCUGUGUGUAAAUAACGCCAUGUCAGCUGCCGAAGAACCUCAGAAUCUGGAGCUCACCAUGCAGGAGGCGGUCAAGUGCCUCCACAGCCUGGAGGACUUCUGCCCCUCCAAGGACGACUACAGCAAGCUGUGUCUUCUCCUCACGCUGCCUCGCCUCACCCACCACGCCGAGUUCAAAGACUGGAACCCGAGCACGGCGCGCGUCCACUGCUUCGAUGAGGCGUGCACCAUGGUCGCCGAGUUCAUCCCCGCGGACAGGAAGCUGAGCGAGGCGGGCUUCAGGGCGAGCGGGAACCGCCUCUUCCAGCUGCUCAUUAAGGGGAUUGUUUAUGAGUGUUGUGUCGAGUUCUGUCAGAGUAAAGCGACUGGCGAGGAAAUCACCGAGGGCGAGGUGCUUCUCGGCGUGGAUCUGCUCUGCGGCAACGGCUGUGAUGAGCUGGAUCUGUCGCUGCUGUCCUGGCUGCAGAACCUCUCCCCCGGUGCCUUCUCCUGCGCCUUCCAGCAGAAGACCCUCAACAUCCACGUGGACCGGCUGGUGAAGCCCAGCAAGGCGGGCCACGCUGACCUGCUGACCCCGUUGAUCAACCGUCUGUCCCCCUGCCCCACGUCACCCUACCGCCACCAGAGGCCCCAUUCGGCCGACACCUACAUGUCCAGAUCUCUCAAUCCUGCUCUGGACGGCCUGUCCCACGGUCUGGCAGCGCAGGACAAGAGAGGCUCGGAGGCGAACGUGAAGUCUGCUCUCAGUCGGAGCCUCGUGGAGAAUAAUGUGCAUCAGCAGGAUGAUUCACCUGAGAGGAAGCACCCACAAAGGCUGGAGGGUCCCAACACCACACGCACGCCUCUGACUCCUGGAAAAGAUGGCGAGCCACCCUGCAGCACCGAGACAAAUGAGCAUGGUGACUCCACGGAGCAGAUGCAGGAGUUUAACAGGCGGCGCCUCCGUGUGCAGCAACAUCUGGAACAGAAGCAGCAGCAGAGGCAGCUCUACCAGCAGAUGCUGCUGGAGGGAGGGGUGAAGCCGCAGGACGGGGCCCAGAACAACCUCACCGAGACCUUCCUCAGCAGAUCCAUUCAGAAGUUGGAGGAGAUGAAUGUGGGCAUUGACCACAAAGAGGAGGUGAUGACACAUUUGGGCCAGCAGUGGAACGGACUGACAGGGAACAACAGCGCCUCUAGCGCUGCCGACACCCAGCACACUCCAGACACAGGGCCGCCGAGGGACAAGCCAGGCGGCGUGAUCAGCAGCACCCCUUUAAGAAGCGGAAGCCACGGCUUGCCUUCCCUCAGCGAGUCUCCAGUUCCUACCAGUCUGAGUGCCGAGAGGAUCAGAGCGUCUUGUCCCACGGUGCUGGAGGAUUCCGGCAGCUCGGCGACACGUAGCACACAAGAGCCGGGGAAGUCCAAAACACAGUUUGUGAAAGUGAACCAGCUCGAGGACACACAGGCCGUACGCGCAGUGGCCUUCCACCCCUCGGGGGCGCUCUACGCUGUUGGCUCCAACUCCAAAACUCUGAGAGUCUGCGCCUACCCAGAAACCCUCUCCACCAGUAGUUCUGGUGCAGUUAAGCAGCCGGCUGUGCGCUUCAGGAGGAACAAACACCACAAGGGUUCAAUCUACUGCGUCGCCUGGAGCCACUGUGGACAACUGCUGGCCACCGGCUCCAACGAUAAAUUUGUCAAAGUCCUGCCUUUCAACGCAGACAGCUGCAAUGCCACAGGGCCGGACCUGGAGUUCAGCAUGCACGACGGUACCAUCAGGGACCUGGCCUUCUUGGAGGGCCCUGAGAGCGGAGGAUCCAUUUUGAUCAGCGCCGGAGCCGGGGACUGCAACAUCUACACCACCGAUUGUCAGAGAGGACAAGGCCUUCAUGCUCUGAGCGGACACACCGGUCACAUUCUGACUCUGUACACGUGGGGAGGCUGGAUGAUCGCCUCUGGCUCCCAGGACAAGACGGUGCGUUUCUGGGACCUGCGGGUGCCCAGCUGUGUGCGGGUGGUUGGCACGACCCUGCACGGAUCAGGAAGUGCAGUGGCCUCAGUGGCAGUGGAUCCCAGCGGCCGCCUGCUGGCCACCGGUCAGGAGGACAGCACCUGCAUGCUGUACGACAUCAGGGGCGGCCGCACCGUGCAGACGUACCGGCCUCACGGCAGCGACGUUCGCUCGGUGCGCUUCUCGCCCGGAGCCCAUCACCUUCUGACGGGAUCCUACGACAACAAGAUCAUCAUCAGUGACCUACAAGGCGACCUCACAAAGCCCCUCCCUCAGACAUUGGCAGGGGAACACUGGGACAAGGUGAUCCAGUGUCGAUGGCACCCCCACGAUCGGACCUUCAUCUCCUCCUCUGCAGAUCGAAAUGUCGUCCUGUGGGCUCCAGGCCCCUGAGAGUCCCGCAGAGAAACACUGGUUCAACAACUGUGUCCACACACAUCACAGCAUGGGAUCACUUACUGUUGUGCGGCGCGUGUGUGUAUGUGUGUGUACAUAUACACACAUAUUGUGUGUAUGUAUGUAUAUGUAUGUUUUGUUCAGUGUGUGUGUGUGUGUGUGUGUGUGUGUGUGUGUGUGUGUGUGUGUGUGUAUUGCAGUUUUAGUGUAAUUAAAGUAUUAAAGUAAAGAGAAUAAGAACAUUUUGCAAAUGCCAUAGAAAGAGUUUACGGUGAUGCUUUUGUGAGUCCAUGUGAGGUUAGAUACUUAAAAUAUUCACUGUGCGUGUGUGUGUGUGUGUGUAUGUGUGUGUUUUGGGCUUUGUAAGUAGAGCAUAAAGAUUUAAUGGCACAGAUGUAGAUAGAUGACUGAUGAUGCCUGUAUUGAUCGGCACGAGUUAGUUCACUGCAAGCACACGUUAGUUAGUUAGUUUGUUUAUUUAUUUAUUUUCUCAAAAUGUUAAACUUCACAUAAGUCGGCCAUAGUUGGAGUUGGAGGAAGUCGUGACCUGGACUCAUGACGUGGAAAGAAGCCACGUUUGUUUAUGCAUAUCAUAAUGUGCCUUUUGUAUCAUUUCUGAGAGCGAUUGAUUGAUUGAUUGAUUGAUUGGUUUGCAGCUUUAUCUUACUCGUUCAUAUGCCUUGUCAUGUAGAAGUUAUUGCAAUGGCACUGUCCGACAGAAAGUGAUCACCCACUGGGCAUUAGUGCAAACCUGUAUAGAUUCCCAAAAUGUUUUUUCCCCUGCAUCUGCUAUUAUUGAGAGUAAUGAGCACCAUUAUUUUUUGCAACCAGACAUGUCUCAGGAUGGCAACUGUACAAAGGAAUGAGAGAAAUGACAGAAAACGGGCUACAGCAAAGACAGUGGUAACGAUGCACUUUACAGGUUGAAAUGCUGCUCGACUGCAAACAAUGAAAUGACCAAUCCAGGCACAUUUUUUUUGGUUCUGUUUUUUACUCUUACAAGCAAGGAUCAGUUUUUACUGUCACUUUUACUCAGCACAUGCACAAAACCCCGUUGCAUGUGUGCGAGAAGACGGCACAGGGGAGAAUAUUAGUCAUGGCUUAUCGUGUUAAAUUCUUCAUGAUCUGUGGCCUGGUGGCAAAUUCACAAUCAAUGUCCACCAACGUGGUUUUAAAACAAAACAUGAAAGUGUAAUGAUGGAAGUAAAAAGGAGUCAACUAAAAAUGUUAAAAUUAGUGGCUGUCUAAUACUACAUGUUGUUCUUGCUUUUGAAUGAAUAAAAGGUAUUUUUAA
Messenger RNA from Scophthalmus maximus (turbot), 4488 nucleotides. RefSeq names its product WD repeat-containing protein 47-like. The coding region runs from base 489 to 3191 and encodes 900 amino acids. NCBI's taxonomy places the organism in Eukaryota, Metazoa, Chordata, Actinopteri, Pleuronectiformes, Scophthalmidae. The transcript has 16 exons. The record is from RefSeq and is a predicted model, not a curated record. Gene Ontology annotation, molecular function: protein binding.